This is a messenger RNA of Melampsora larici-populina 98AG31, 1296 nucleotides long. RefSeq lists its product as uncharacterized. The transcript has 2 exons. Lineage: Eukaryota; Fungi; Basidiomycota; Pucciniomycetes; Pucciniales; Melampsoraceae. Bases 1 to 1296 code for a protein of 431 amino acids. The record is from RefSeq and is a predicted model, not a curated record.
AUGGAGAAUAGAAGCAGAAAAAAACCUCGACUUCUUCCACCCCAAUCAGCAUUUGAUCGUCUACCAGUGGAAAUCAUCCUCCACAUCAUAUCAUACUUUUCCAAUCGCCGGGGUAGUUCUAGAAAGUGUCACGAGAGUUACAGCCAGAAGAUCGAUCAAACGAUUACUCUUAUAUCAGACUACGACUCUGAUGAUGAGUGGACUAAAUGUAACUCUGAAGACAACUGGGAUUCGAGAGACAUCGAAGAAGACCACUUCACAUUGCACCUGUCUGAUUCAGACAAAUUCAGAUACAUCAAAGGCUAUAAUGAUUAUCGAUCCGUCCGUUUUGAUAAACUCGCCCUCCCUGAUCAACAAGGCCUCAUUGGAGUCCAACAUGACAUUGUACUCAACGAACCACACGAAGUCUAUUCCAACGAACUCGUCAAAGUACUCCCUCAAUGUGAAAACCUUACCACGCUUGAUUUCAAAUGUAAAGGUCACGGGAGUCAUCCUGGUUCGUUAUAUCAAUUGGGACACCAUCUUACCGCAUUGUUUUCAAGACUUCAACAUCACAAACACCUCAAAAAUCUCAAGAUCAGAGGUACCCACUCAGGAUCAGUCAUUGCAGAGACUAUUAGUAAACCUCUCACUUAUCUCCCACUCCUUGAAUCGCUCGAACUCAAAUUUGUUGAAUCAAGAGGAGGUCCUAAUAGUUUGAAGACUGCACUUUCUAAUCUCAAAAACCUCAAAAACCUGAUCCUAAUGGAAGUUGAUAUUAUGAAGAACUCUUGGGACGAGGGCCCUCCUCAAUUGGUUAAUCUUGUGCUUCACCAUUAUCCCAACACUUGGUCAUCAAAUACACCACGGCUCAUCAGUAAUUGGGCACCCCACCUAACUCAUCUGGAACUCAAUUUUCUCGAAGACCCCGAUCCCGACCGACGAUAUCGCAUACCAAAAUUUGACCCAAGCAUCAAUCACUUUUGUCUACCAGCUUUAACACAUUUGAUCCUAUGGCGCAAUCCUUUGUGCGAAUAUUACCAGUGCUUUACAGAGUGUCCAAAUCUUCAGCACCUUGAGAUUCGUAACUCUUAUAGUAAACAUCGACUAUCUGAAUUUUGUGAAUUUAUUAUCAGUAAUGUUUUCCCUAAGCUGAAGGUGAUAGUGAUGCCUAUGGCAUGGGUGGGUCAUUCACUUGACCCUAUUGUGGCUUCUACACUUACGCCCUUGAAAGAGUUUUGUAGUCUCCAAGGUAUUGAACUUCAACUUUUUGAGGAGCAACCAUAUUACAUGAGGGAAGGUUUCAAAUGGACAUGA